AUGGACAGUACACUGGAGAACAUGGAGCCCAGCAGUCCGCUUCGGGACUUGGAGGAACUAGACACCACAGGACCCCUGAAUCAGGCAUGCCUACUGAAUGAGAGUGACUUGCUCUUUGGUGAUCUCAGCGACGUUGUCACCCUCAACGAGCCCCCUGUCUACGUCCUCGAGACGCCUAGGUACACUGCUGCUGACCGAUGUAGAGCAUCGCUUUGGAUAGGGUUAUUAUGAUUCUGUAUUUACUAGGAACACUUACUACUACCAUUGGUGCCAUAAAGGUCCAGGUCCUGUGUCUGUCUGUGUAGGUCCUAAGUUAAUGUCUAUAGCUAUACUCCUGAAAAUGUUAUCCUUAUGCUUGUGCAGCCCCCAGUACUUUAGAAGGAGACGGCGGUACAAUGGGUUUGAAAACUUUGGAUCUGUAAGUAGAAUACAUCCUGCAAGCAACAAUUUACCUUAAAAUUCAAGUGUGAUACCAAGUCUUGCAACAUAAAUGAAAGUUGACUCACUGAAUGUAGGCACAGCCUGACCUUGCCCUUUUCUUACAGGCUGCUCUCCUCAGCCCGCCUCCCAGUGGAGAGGACAAAUCUCUCAGCAGGACCCCCACCUCUCAUCAGACGUCAAAACGCAGGAAGCUGUCUGUGCCAGCCACCAGCAUGAGAGGUGAAGCCAAACCGGGCACCUUGUGGGCGACCAGUGGUUUUGUACCCACUUUGUCACUCAUGACAACAGACUCGUCUAUGGUUACCUGUCUGGAACCUCCUCUCCCCUCCUCUAUGCCUUGUUCUUAUUCAUCAUCACCACCCUCAUCCGCCCUUGGUGCGCCCCCGGCCUCACAGGCCCCAGUGGCAGAAUCCACAGUGGAACCUGGUCCCACUAGUCACAGCAGAGGCAGGAAGAGGACCUCUAAAAGAGCGGUCUCUACCAAGUCCAGCUCCAAGGCCUCAGCAUGUGCCCAAGCCCUAACAAACCCCACCACAGACUCGGUGUCAUACCUGCUAAGCACAGAGAAAGAGAGGCAUACUGCUGGCCUGGAGCUUCCUCUCUCUACAGGUAAGAAGAUAAUAGACAGAGAUGCUUUGGAAAAUGGUCACAACGGGGGACCAGCGUGUGUGUGUUUCAGGGGAAAGGGGUGUAUGUGAGCUCCUUUAGCUAGGUCUUGACAUUGGUUAAGCAAAUCUCCCCAUCCUUGCUCAAUUUUGCAUGCCUUCUGAAACUGCUACAACUGUAUAUGCAUUCACACAUCAAUUCUUCUCUUGAGUUGGGCUCGGGGAUGGAACAACUGUUGAACAUCUGAGUUUGUGGGGGAAGGGUGGGGAGAGUGCCACAUCUGUUGCUAAGGGGUAAUGAUGUUAGGGACAGUACAGGAUGAAUCACAAUAAUUGUUUCCCAAAAUAAUAAUUGCUUGGCAAAAAAUACACUUUUUGCUAGUCCAGGGCUAUAGGUAACAAUCCCUCGUAUUAAUGUGCCUACACUAUUACGCAUAUUAUUCAUUAAUUGUGGAAAUAAAUUAAGAUAUGCAAGAUUUUUUUUUUAUAUAUACAGUACCAGUCAAAAGUUUGGACACGCCUACUCAUUCAAGGGUUUCUUUAUUUUUGCUAUUUUCUACAUUGUAGAAUAAUAUUGAAGACAUCAAAACUAUGAAAUAACACAUUUGGAAUCAUGUAGUAACCAAACAAAUCAAAAUAUAUUUUAUAUUUGAGAUUCUUCAAAUAGCCACCCUUUGCCUUGAUGACAGCUUUGCACACUCUCGGCAUUCUCUCAAACAGCUUCACCUGGAAUGCUUUUCCAACAGUCUUGAAGUAGUUCCCACAUUCUGAGCACUUGUUGGCUGCUUUUCCUUCUCUCUGCGGUCCGACUCAUCCCAAACCAUCUCAAUUGGGUUGAUGUCGGGGGAUUGUGGAGGCCAAGUCGUUACAUUUUACAUUUUAGUCAUUUAGCAGAUGCUCUUAUCCAGAGCGACUUACAGUUUGUGAGUGCAUAAAUUGUUUCAUACUGGCCCCCCGUGGGAAACGAACCCACAACCCUGCCGUUGCAAGUGCCAUGCUCUACCAACUGAGCUACACGGGGCCUAGGUCAUCUGAUGCAGCACUCCAUCACUCUCCUUCUUGGUAAAAUAGCUCUUACACAGCAUGGCGGUGUGUUGGGUCAUUGUCCUGUUGAAAAACAAAUGAUAGUCCCACUAAGCCCAAACCAGAUGGGAUGGCGUAUCGCUGCUGAAUGCUGUGGUAGCCAUGCUGGUUAAGUGUGCCUUGAAUUCUAAAUAAAUCACAGACCGUGUCACCAGCAAAGCACCCUCACACCAUCACACCUCCUCCAUGCUUUACGGUGGGAAAUACACGUGGAGAUCAUCCGUUCAGCCACACCGCGUCUCACAAAGACACGGCGGUUGGAACCAAAAAUCUCAAAUUUGGACUCCAGACCAAAGGACCGAUUUACACCGGUCUAAUGUCAAUUUCUCGUGUUUCUUGACCCAAGCAGGUCUCUUCUUCUUAUUGGUGUCCUUUAGUAGUGGUUUCUUUGCAGCAAUUUGACCAUGAAGGCCUUAUUCACGCAGUCUCCUCUGAACAGUUGAUGUUGAGAUGUCUGUGACUUGAACUCUGUGAAGGAUAUAUUUGGGCUGCAAUUUCUGAGGCUGGUAACUCUAAUGAACUUAUCCUCUGCAGCAGAGGUAACUCUGGGUCUUCCAUUCCUGUGCCGGUCCUCGUGAGAGCCAGUUUCAUCAUAGCGCUUGAUGGUUUUUGCGACUGCACUUGAAGAAACUUUAAAAAAGUUAUUGAAAUGUUCCGUAUUGACUGACCUUCAUGUCUUAAAGUAAUGAUGGACUGUCGUUUCUCUUUGCUAAUUUGAGCUGUUCUUGCGAUAAUAUGGACUUGUUUUUUUAACCAAAUAGGGUUGUGUUCUGUAUACCCCCCUACUGUGUCACAACACAACUGAUUGGCUCAAACUUUUAAGAAGGCACACCUGUUAAUUGAAAUGCAUUCCAGGUGACUACCUCAUGAAGCUGGUUGAGAGAAUGCCAAUAGUGUGCAAAGCUGUCAUCAAGGCAAAGGGUGGCUAUUUGAACAAUCUCAAAUAUAACAUAUUUUGAUUUGUUUAACACUUUGUUGGUUACUACAUGAUUCCAUAUGUGUUAUUUCAUAGUUUUGAUGUCUUCACUAUUAUUACAGAGAGCUGAGACCAAAGUAACAAAGCCUACCAUCAGUAACACACUACGCCGCCAGGGACUCAAAUCCUGCAGUGCCAGACGUGUCCCCCUGCUUAAGCCAGUACAUGUCCAGGCCCGUCUGAAGUUUGCUAGAGUGCAUUUGGAUGAUCCAGAAGAGGAUUGGGAGAAUGUCAUAUGGUCAGAUGAAACCAAAAUAGAACUUUUUGGUAAAAACUCAACUCGUCGUGUUUGGAGGACAAAGAAUGCUGAGUUGCAUCCAAAGAACACCAUACUUACUGUGAAGCAUGGGGGUGGAAACAUCAUGCUUUGGGGCUGUUUUUCUGCAAAGGGACCAGGACGACUGAUCCGUGUAAAGGAAAGAAUGAAUGGGGCCAUGUAUCGUGAGAUUUUGAGUGAAAACCUCCUUCCAUCAGCAAGGGCAUUGAAGAUGAAACGUGGCUGGGUCUUUCAGCAUGACAAUGAUCCCAAACACACCGCCCGGGCAACGAAGGAGUGGCUUCGUAAGAAGCAUUUCAAGGUCCUGGAGUGGCCUAGCCAGUCUCCAGAUCUCAACCCCGUAGAAAAUCUUUGGAGGGAGUUGAAAGUCCGUGUUGCCCAGCGACAGCCCCAAAACAUCACUGCUCUAGAGGAGAUCUGCAUGGAGGAAUGGGCCAAAAUACCAGCAACAGUGUGUGAAAACCUUGUGAAGACUUACAGAAAACGUUUGACCUGUGUCAUUGCCAACAAAGGGUAUAUAACAAAGUAUUGAGAAACUUUUUUUAUUGACCAAAUACUUAUUUUCCACCAUAAUUUGCAAAUAAAUUCAAUGUGAUUUUCUGGAUAUUUUUUUCUCAUUUUGUCUGUCAUAGUUGACGUGUACCUAUGAUGAAAAUUACAGGCCUCUCUCAUCUUUUUAAGUGGGAGAACUUGCACAAUUGGUGGCUGACUAAAUACUUUUUUUCCCCACUGUAAAUGUGAUAUGUCCGUUUUUUUUUUUUUUAUACAUUUGCAAAAAUUUCUAAAAACCUGUUUUUGCUUUGUCAUUAUGUGGUAUUGUGUGUAGAUUGUUUUUCCCCUCUCAUCAAUUUAAUCGAUUUUAGAAUAAGGCUGUAUAGUUACAAAAUGUGGAAGAAGUCAAGGGGUCUGAAUACUUUCCGAAUGCACUGUAUGUGCAUAUUAUGUGUGAGUGAGAAAAAUGAAGGAGUGAGUGAGUGUGUGUGUGUGUGUGAGUGGCAGUGUGUGUGAGUGUAGGGCUCUGUGAGUGUGCAAAUAUUGAAAUAAAAGGUAAAUAAAGAUACAAGGUAAGCUCGGUCUGUGUAGCUAUUUAUCAGUCAUAUAUCUCUGGGAUAGAAGCUGUUCAAGAGCCUGUUAGUGUCAGACUUGAUGCACCUGUAUCUCUUGCCGUGCGGCAGCAGAGAAAAUAGUCUGUGGCUUGGGUGGUUGGGGUCUUUGACGAUUUUCCAGCUCUUCUUUUCACACCGCCUGAUAUAGAGGUCCUGAAUGGCAGGGAGCUCGGCCCCAGUGACGUACUGCACAACCAUCUGUAGCGCCAUGUGAUCGAGGGCGGUGCUAUUGCCAUACCAUGCAGUGAUGCAGCCAGUCAAUAUGCUCUCAAUUGUACAGCUGUAUAACCUUUUCAGGAUUUGAGGGCCCAUGCCAAACUUUUUCAACCUCCUGAGGGGGAAGAGGCACUGUCACGCCUUCUUCACGACUGUGUGUUUGGACAUUUACCUGACGUUAACUGUGCAAAUAGCAUUGCUGGGUGAUCUGAAAAGUCAUAGUCAGUCGAUCAAUUAUAUAAUAAUACUCUUAGCAAAAAUGUUUUAUAUUUCAUUUACAAUCUGUAGAAACUAUGAUAAUUGAAAGGUUCUGAACAUUUGUGAAACAGCGCAGUUGAAAAAUAUAUGGCAAAUAGAAAUUAAAACUGGAUGGUGUUCAGAGAUGGAUGGGAGGAGGGGUUGAGGAUAGCUGAAGGAUGGGACUAAAAACAAACAAAAGAUAACUCAUGUAAAAUAUACUGUGUCUGUAUAUAGUAUGUAUAAGCUGGAAGUAGAAGCCUAAGUGUUGUUGUCCAUUAGUUUACUCCAAUUUGGGGAGGUGUGGUAGGGUAAGAAAAAAAUCUAAUAAAAAAUAAGAUAAUAGACAUACUAAGGUGAAAAGACACUUGUGGUCCUCUGUAGCUCAGCUGGUAGAGCUCGGCGCUUGUAACGCCAAGGUAGUGGGUUCGAUCCCCGGGACCACCCAUACACAAAAAAAUGUAUGCACGCAUGACUGUAAGUCGCUUUGGAUAAAAGCGUCUGCUAAAUGGCAUAUUAUAUUAUUAUUAUUAUAAAAGAAUGAGAAGGGCUUACCAAGAAAAUCUUCCAAAAUGACAAAUUCAAGGUAGAAAGGAGUUGCAGUGACAAAAAAUGCAGUGAUUUUAUUUUAGCUCACUUUAAUCCGUUGUACAGAAUGCGAAGAUGUGCCUGAGAUUUCAACAUCAAGCUGUCUUCCUCAGAGUGGAAGUUAGAGGUAGUUUCGCAAGCCAAUGUUAACUAGCGUUAACGCAAUGACUGGAAAUCUAUGGGGAUCUGCUGGCAUGCUAGUAGAUACCCAUACACUUCCAAUCAUUGUACCAACACUAGUUAGCAUUGGCUCACGAAACUACCUCAAACUUUAUUCAUACUGGACACAGAGACAUAAAAAUGGUAUACAGGAGUUCAUCUGACUGGGGAAGUAGACAAAAUCCCAAAGUAUCCCUUUUAAGGUGACUACCCAUUGACCAACCUGAUUCAAACAGGAUCCACAGACAACAGUAGAACAAUAAGUGUAUCCUUGGUGUGUCUCUCUGGACUUUCUGACUGCUCUUUUCUCUCUACAGCUGAUGCAAUGCUGACCAAAUAUGACGAGAUAGUCAUCAGUGACAAUGAUGAUGACGUCUUUGUCGAGGCAAUGGUUCUCUCAGCGCAGUUGGAGGAAGAUGAGGCGUUUGCCCACAGUCUUCAGGUAGGGAAAACUCUAACGGAACCACUAUCUCUGUUAAACAAGCUUGCUUUAAGUCAACACAGUGGUCUACAACACACUGGUGGAUUCUCUACUAAAAGUACAUUUCAUUUGAAUCAGUACAUUGGAACUGAGUUAAUGAUUUGAAAAGUUUCACAGAAACCCAUAAAAGCCUUACUCUCCUGAUAGGUCUGUGUGAUUUACAUUUUACAUUUUAGUCAUUUUAGCAGACGCUCUUAUCCAGAGCGACUUACAGUUAGUGAGUGCAUACAUUUUCAUACUGGCCUCCCGUGGGAAUCGAACCCACAACCCUGGCGUUGCAAGCGCCAUGCUCUACCAACUGAGCUACACGGAUUUGUGAUGAUAGAUUUGUGUUCUCUCUCUGUAGGAACAGUUUGACAGAGAGGAGCAACUGCAGCAGGAACAAAGGAGACAGCAGGAGGCCAUGCCGCCCAGCAGACCCCACCACCACAACUACCCAGUGAGCAAUUUUCCCUCAUAUCCUUUGCUAGUUAGUGAGGUAUUAGCCCAGUUAUAGAUAAUUUGUAGUCAGCAAUUGGGGAGUGAUUGCUUUCUACAAGAGCACAAAACGUGUACAUUUCUUAACAAAUUUUUUUUGUCUUAAAGGGGCAUUGUUAUAUUUUGAAGCAGGCUUGAAUAAGCUAAGUAGCCAAUAGGCAGAGGGUAUCAUAAUUUGUCUGAUUCUCUGUAAUAAUGGUAUGGGAAUAAUAAUGCAUUUUAUUUUGUAAAGUGGUUUCUUGCAUCAAACAACACAACAACAUCUUCAGUCACCUUCUUGUCUGAGUGGAUAAAGUUUAAUGUCAAGCCCUGCAUGUUUUUUUCAAAAGUCUCACGGAAUGUAUGCCUACAUUGAACACAACACAUUGGCUCCUACUGUAGGCUGAAUAAUAGAACAGCUAUUUCCAUGUUAAAAUGUUAUGGGAUGCAUUUUCUCCAUUGUUUUUGAUGGUAGGCCACUCUGGUAGGCCUACAUUAUGAACAAAUAGCCACAGUAGCCUAGACCACUGUUAAAACUGUAACUAAAGCAGGUACAGCCUCAGUGCUCACAGUAAACGCGCGCUGGAAGUUGCACAGAAUUUUCACAACGUUCAAGUUUGCGCUCAGCAGACCUGACAUUUGUGCGAAGAUUUUUUGAGGGAACAUUGGCGGUGAGUAUUAUGUCUCUGCUGUCUUGGUUGGACCAGGUCUCUCUUGAAAAAUACAUGUUAUCGUCGACAGAUUUUUCACCUAGUCGGCUCGGGGAUUAGAACCAGCGACCUUUCAGUUACUGGCCCAAAGCUCUUAAACGUCAGGCUACCUGCCGCCCUCAAUGUGACACUGAAUGGGGAUUUUAUUUGUAUUUUGAAUUGCGCUGCUGUGGGACUUGGUCUAAUUGCUGUGCUGUCUCUCCUCAGUAUGAUCCUCACUUGGGGAUGAACUGGAUGUCUCCCUGGCCCUCAGCAGUGAACUACGCAGCUUUUCCCCAUCAAGUCACAGGAUUAGAGGAAGGUAUGUUUCUUGAACAACAACCACAGUAUUGUGAAAUGUACUGGUAAGCUUGAUGCACUACUUAGUUAGAAAUCAGUUUUGUUGCUGUGUAGUAUGUGUCAUAAGUGUGUGUAGUGAUCAAACCAUGUUUGAUAAGUGUGUGUUGAAUCAUUCAGAGUUGAUGGGCCGGUGCAGAGGAAGAGGCCGCUGUCGUGCUCCACAUCGCAGAAACCCCCGUCAUGCAGUCCCUGCCCUAUUUGAUGACAGCCAAGGAGACAACUAUGAGGUACAACCUGCCUGGGUCAAUUAGCAAAAAUAAACUAAACUUAAAUCCUCCCCAUGUAGAUUACAUUGAUUUUCCUUCAAUCAUUCAUAUGUAGGAUGAUAUAGAUCUUACAUUUAGCAGUUAUGUUCUCACAUUGAUUGCUGCCCUGCGUCGGUAUUAACCAUUGAACAUGCAGUCGAUCGUUUACUAAUGUCACUGUGUAUUGGUUAAUGUUUGUAUGCUCUGUUUUGACCACUCAGGCUCUACUGGCCUUUGAGGAGGGCCAGGGUGCUGUUGUGGCCAAGAAAAGCCUGAGUGAGAGGGAGAUCGAGAGGCUGCCUACGAAAACCUACGACCCAGCACAUAGUGCGGGAAAGACACAGUAGGUCCCACAACGACGUACUGUUUACGCCUCUCCAUAUUGUCCGAUAAAUAUGAUCUGCAAAGGGUUGUGUGAGUCCAGCCAAAGCAGUAACACAUCUGAUUCAACUUAUCAUAGUCUUCAAUAAAGAAGCAUUGCAGUUCACCAGUCCCAAUUCAAAUACAUUAAUUUACUUGCUCAGAAUUUCAGCAUGCUUUGGAUGCUUUAGUUCAUGCAUUCAGGACAGAACCAUGCCAGAGUGACUGUGUUCUGUUUUAGUGUUCUUCACCAGUGGUAAUGUUUUCCUCUGUACAGGUGUCAGAUCUGUUUCUCGGACUACACAGAGGGGGAACUGCUGAGGAUGCUCCCUUGUCUCCAUGACUAUCAUGUGCAGUGCAUCGACCGCUGGAUAAAGGUACAGCACAUUGCGCUUUGUCUAUGGUGCAAUGUAAGCAGGCCCCUACACACAAACACAACAUAUUUAGACAGCACUGUGUUACAAUGCAGUUACAGCACAACAGUUGGUGCUUUCUCGCCCAUUUUAAAAUGUCAAACAACAUUGUUAACAAUUGAACCUUGAAGUUAGACAAGGUAAAUGGAAAACUACAAGAUAACAUGAAAUCCAUUUGAAAAAAUACACCUGGUUGUUUUCUGUUGGCAGGAAAACACCACGUGCCCUAUCUGCCGAAUUGACAUAUCGGAGUGCUGUGGUGACUGA
Coregonus sp. 'balchen' is the source of this 8959-nucleotide messenger RNA. The record is from the annotation of a GenBank genome assembly. NCBI's taxonomy places the organism in Eukaryota, Metazoa, Chordata, Actinopteri, Salmoniformes, Salmonidae.